Ectocarpus siliculosus is the source of this 1103-nucleotide messenger RNA. The record is from the annotation of a GenBank genome assembly. NCBI's taxonomy places the organism in Eukaryota, Phaeophyceae, Ectocarpales, Ectocarpaceae.
AUCCCGCUGAUCAAACGAAGUACUGCUGUAGCUUGGUUCCAGCACAUCAACUCCUGUCAAUUAACUAAGCAAGCAUCAUGGCGAAGAAGAAGAAGAGUACGAAAAAGAAGAAGCGUGUGGCGGUUCACAUCAGGGAGAACAUCAAGGGCAAGAGAGAGGCCGCCGCCUCUGCGGACGGGGAAGUCGGUGCCGACAAGCGAGCGCCCCUGCUGGCGGCACCUUUGGGCGUAGGAAAGCCGAAGCGUCCUCGAGAGCCAGCCGAUGCAGCGUCACUGGGGAAGGCCAAAGACGACCCUGCCCGCAAAGAAAAGGAGCGCACUGACGCGAACAACUAUCUCGUGGCAUGGCUGACCGUACGCAAGGCGAACGAGGCCGCCGAAGAGGCGGGAGUUGCACCUCCUCCCGCAACCGGCGUGUGGAAGUUCAACAAGAACACACAAGCCUGGCUCCUUCGCCAUGUCUUCUCUGAUGAUGAGAUCGACGACAAGAGGUUUGAGACUCUCUGCCUGUAUCUUGAAGGCCUCAAGGGAGCUGGCCGACAGCGCGUGCUGGCCGCCGCACAAGCGAUCAUCGACAAGCACGGCCCCGAUGAGGGCAAGGAGCAAACGGCGGCAGAACGAGAGGCGGCGGUGGCGGAAGUCACAACGGCUGACGACGAAACCGUCACGAACGAAACGGCAGCGGUUGUCCCGAGCGGGUACAACAGCGAUUCCACCGACGACGAGGAGGAGGACAAUGAUGGCGGCGCUGUUGCGGGGGCACGGCAGACGGGAGGGGAAGGGGGGGUAGCGGCGGCACCCCCGGCGGCGGCACGAACAGGUAAUGCGGGGGAAUUCUCUUUCGGGUUCUUUGAUGGCACCGCUGAGGAGGCGACCUCCAAGACGACCGGGAAAGAGGAAUCGGAUAGCGAUGGUAGCAGCAGCAGUAGCGAUGACGAAGAGGGUGGCGACGGUGGAGGUGCGGUGGAGGCCCUGGCGCCCGCAACCAAGAAGCCGAGGAAAGCCCGAUCAGCCUUGACCGGCAAGCCUAAGGCGGAGGCAAAGGCUAAGGCUGCCGCGGUGGCGUACGAGAGAGCCCUCCAGGUAGCAGAAGUGCUCGCCUAG